AAUUAUGUGAAAUAAGGAAGGCAAGCUUUAUAUCUGCUCAGAAUCCUGGAGUCUUUCUUACAGCUGAGAUAACUUUCUGCCUGUUGUUUUUCCGAAGGGAGCAAGUUUUUCUAUUUGUUUUUCCCCAGCAAGCAUACAUCGUGUACUUUGGGGUUGAAUUUGGAAUUUUUUUUUUUUUUUGGAAACUAGAUGAGUAUUGUCUUACGUAAUCCAGAUUGAAUAAAUACAAUUAUUAAUUUAACAUAAAUCUGGGAUUUUCCAACUUCUCACCCACAAAGCGAGUAUAGACAUCCCUGGAGUUGCAGCCCCGUCAGAAUGCAUGGCGACCGGCAUCACGCUGAGGAUAUUGAACAAAGUCCAGUAGAGCUGUUGCCCAGAAAUCCAUACUGUUCGAAUGAAAGAACCCACUGUGGUUGUAGAUUGCCCACGGGGACCCUCCAGCCGCAGUGGGUUACAGCAAAACCAUGGUCACUCUGGAAAACAUUUCUGGUGUGUCUCCUGGCCUGUCUAAUUGCCACAACACUUGUUGUUCUGGUCUUAUAUUUUGUCCACUUCAGCAAGCCCGUCAACAGUACAAACAUCACCAUUCACGCAGAUGGAAAGUCAAAUCGUGUCACCUGCAUCCCUGGUUCUACCCCAUCUCCUGCCUUAUCAACCCUGCCUGGAUCUCCUACCCCUUUGCCCAACCAAAGCUCCUCCGCCAAGGUGUCUCCAUCCCCCAUGGAGACCACUAAAACAACACUGGAGCAUGAAAUUAUCAUUGAAGACGAAAAAUGACAUUUUUGAGCCCUUAGCAUUCCUCCAGCAAGAUCAACACCCUCCCCCUGGAGGAGGCAUGUCCAGCGGUCCUCUCUUCCCUGCCAAGAGGUGACAAAGCAUUUGGUUUUAUGAGAGCUUGCCCUUUUUGCUCCAAUCAUUGGCUGAAUUCCCAUAUCGCAAUGACUCAGUCUUAGGCCCUCCAAUGUUCAAAUGAUUGCAAAAAGAUUUUUUUUUCAACUGAGCCCGAUUCAUUCAGGCUGGGGCCCAGAACUUCCUUUUUAAUCCCUCCUAUACAACCAACUUUAUUCUUCACAAAUGGUUUCCACUGAGGAAGAGGAUCCCACUUCACUUUGCUCCCUGCCUGUUGGCUCUUACGCCAGUGUUUACCAUCUAGCUAUUGCUUCUUUUACAAUCUCAUAUACUUCACUAUAUUCAGCAUUUGUAUUCCAGCGGGAAGAAGGAAAUGUUCAAUUAAAGUACUUAAGGAGCGGGUGGGAGGUUGGGGGGACCAGGUGGUGGGUAUUGGAGCGGGCACCGAUUGCAUGGAGCACUGGAUGUAGUACAAAAACAAUGAAUACUCUUACGCUGAAAAUAAAUUUAAAAAUUUAAAAAAAAAAAGUACUUAAUGAGCAAGAGUUUUUUAAAUACCUGUCGGGUAUUAGAGACUCAUUUCUCUUGUUGGGAAAUUCAGAAGAGAGAUUAGUGAAGUUAGGAAUAAUCAGGGAAGAUUUUGGAGAGAAACUAAGAGUUGAAAAAGAAUGAAAAAUUGGAUUUAGGUAGAGGUAAUUAAAAUAGAAAAUGAGAGGGUGAAAAAAGAAUUAAUAGAUUUAAAAUUAAAAGCACACUUAGAAACACUUAGAAACAUUCAAAUGUAAUGUAUUUUAUAUAUUUACAUUUUUUCAGUGAUAUUGUCAACAUCAUUUUCCACAUUUGAUAUUUUCCUUAAUAUCUAAAAUACCAGAAACUACUCCUUACAAAAUUUGAGCUCUAAAAUUGUUUUGUAUUUUGUACUAUAAUUUUGAGGGCACAUAUUGCUUGCGAUUUGCUACACGCAAGAUGUGUUCAAUAUUUAUAUUGAGUGUUUAAUAUUCACUGAAAGCGUAUACAUUUCAUUCUGGGAGAGACUUUAGAGUUAAAUGAACCUUUCCAUUCCACUCCCAACCUCUAAACUCUAUAAAAAUGGGAGACUGUCUCAGACAAGGAGGCUUCCUACCCAGACUCUGCCGCAUGAGAGGACACUAAAGCCUUGGUAUCCAGGUUCCAACUUCUGAUUGUAUUUUGCUCACUAUUAGAGGUUCUUUGUUUUCCUAAAGCAAAAGACUUUGUGUUCUAUAUAAUUUUAGAUUGAUUUACUGCAGUCAAUAAUAGGCUAUGUGAAUUGGAAUAAUAGACUUUGAGACCUUAUUGAACACUUAAGACUCCACAAAAGAAGGAUCGGAAAUAUGGUCAUUCCUUACAAAAUUGUUCUAUAUGGGCAGCUAGUUUUUAUUUGUCAGACACCAUGAGAUGUACAAAUUUGAGUCUUUAAAGAAUAAUUUUUAUACCACAAAUAUCAUUAAACUUAAGAACUUAUCAUUAAACUUAAGAAUGAUGAAAGUUGUUAUAUACAUUUUAGAAAAGAAAGAUCAGAAAGUUCUAGAUAAGGUUAAUAAACACAAGGGAGUAAAUAUGUAUGCAUGUUCCCCUAGUAUGAUCCUAAACUGAUCCAUUUCUAUUAUAGUUUUUAUUUAAAUGCCUAAGAACAAGAAAGACUAAAUUUUUAGGUUCAAAUGUACUUCCUAAUAUAAUUUGAAUUUCACUUUGUGGUUUAAAAGUAAAAAAAGCUUUUAAAAAAAGAGAUACUACAGAUGUGAUUUGGUAACAUGGUAACAUACCCCUUUAUGUUUAAGGAGAAUCUUAGCAAUGAGUUUCCUACAUUAAAUUUUGGGUUGGAGGAUAUUGUAAUUAAGUCAUCUGACAUCAUCAGGUUUCUGUGCUUUGUAAAAUAGAGAUGUAAAUGAGCUCUUGGAUUCUCUGUUCUGCUUUAGACUUUUAUGGUUUAAUAAAAUUUUCAAAUAGUAAACAGGGUUGUGGAAAAUAUGUUCACAAGUUAAAAUACAUCACUUGAACAAAAAUUUUAUGAAGUACUAUGAAAAUACUAAGUGAAGUAUGUAUAGACAAUAAAUAAGUAAUCACCCAGUUUUAAUGACUUAUUCAGCAAAUAUUAAAACCAUA
Molecule: messenger RNA, 2973 nt
Organism: Mustela erminea (ermine)
Lineage: Eukaryota; Metazoa; Chordata; Mammalia; Carnivora; Mustelidae
Product: dynactin-associated protein-like
Exons: 3
Coding region: 316-777 (153 amino acids)
Biological process (GO): activation of protein kinase B activity
Cellular component (GO): plasma membrane; Golgi apparatus
Source: RefSeq, a predicted model, not a curated record